GCUGGCGAAGGAAGACGGGAAGUGCGCCGCCAGUGGCAGGACAGGGACCGAACAAGGACUCUGCACACCCCCAAUUUGGUGUGUGCGGUCAGAGAAGGGCCCAGGUCCUCUGUACCUAGCGGGUAGAGCAAGGUGCCAGUAGGGUUCACGCGCGGGCGAGUUGCUUGGAGGUCCCUGACUGGAAGGUGCCAACCACAGGGGGUCGAGCUCGUACCCGCCCCACCCUGGCUGCGGCCGCGCGGGGAGGAAGCGCGCAGAGGCCGAGUGCAGAAGUUUCCUUUUCUGAACAGCUUCAGCUAGACAGGGUGGGGAUGCAUGACUUCAGUCGGAAGAAAACUCGAAAGCCCAAGGGCUCAAAAUAAGCGACUUCCCGAAAAACAACAUUAAAAAAACAAGCAACAACAAAAAAAAACCCUCCUCUCCCCACCGCUAGCCAUGGGCAGCCGAGAUCACUUGUUCAAAGUGCUAGUGGUGGGAGACGCCGCCGUGGGCAAGACGUCACUGGUCCAGCGCUACUCCCAGGACAGCUUCAGCAAGCACUACAAGUCCACCGUGGGAGUGGAUUUUGCGCUGAAGGUUCUCCAGUGGUCUGACUCCUCAGAGAUGGUGCGGCUUCAACUUUGGGAUAUAUCAGGGCAGGAGCGUUUCACCUCAAUGACGCGACUAUACUAUCGAGAUGCUUCUGCCUGUGUUAUUAUGUUUGAUGUCACCAAUGCCACUACUUUCAGCAACAGCCAAAGAUGGAAACAGGAUCUGGACAGCAAGCUCACAUUGCCCAGUGGAGAGCCGGUGCCCUGCCUUGCUCUGGCCACCAAGAGUGAUCUGUCUCCUUGGGCAGUGAGCCGGGACCAGAUUGACCGGUUCAGUAAAGACGGUUUCACAGGUUGGACAGAAACGUCAGUCAAGGAGAACAGAAACAUUACCGAAGCCAUGAGAGUCCUCGUUGAAAAGAUGAUGAACAAUUCCAGAGAAGAUGUAAUGUCUUUGUCCACCCAGGGGAACUACAUCAACCUCCAGACCAAGCCCUCCUCUGGCUGGACCUGCUGCUAGUUCUUUAGGCUCCUUUUCUGUCCAGGUCGCGAGUCCGCCUCUUCCUGUUGGUUGCCCACCAGGCAUAAAAGUCUAUUACGAACAUUUUCAUUGUCUCUUGCCAACUGCUGCCCAGAGUCGAGGCCCCGCCCACUGGGGCCUUGGAAAAGGGCUGCCUGGAACCCAUGUGCAUUUUGGUUGCUACUUAGAUGUUGUCUCUGACUUAACUGUUGGCCCAUGUAGUCCAACUAGAGCGUCCUAUGUGCCUGUGAUCAUCUCAUCCCUCAACUGCGGUAUGAGUUUAUGGGAAGGAUUAAAAAUUAGUACCGUG
Molecule: messenger RNA, 1360 nt
Organism: Arvicola amphibius (Eurasian water vole)
Lineage: Eukaryota; Metazoa; Chordata; Mammalia; Rodentia; Cricetidae
Gene: Rab29
Product: RAB29, member RAS oncogene family
Biological process (GO): vesicle-mediated transport
Cellular component (GO): vesicle; trans-Golgi network; Golgi apparatus
Molecular function (GO): GTPase activity; GTP binding
Source: RefSeq, a predicted model, not a curated record